GAAAUAGGGCAAACCACAGAAAAGAAAAAAUAAUGGGAAUCUUUUUUUCACAUGAGAAACGUAACCAAACGCUCCUUCUUUCUUCAACAAUUAUCAUCAUCCAAUCCCACCAGAUAUUCAAAUUCCAUCGUCAAUUCCCCUGUUUGGCUACAAUCUGCAUAUUCCGCACAAUGCACCAGUCUUCACCAUCUCUCUAAGAUUAGGGUUUCCAAAACCUCUCCCUCAUCCUUCUAUAUAUCAUCUCCUUCAUAUUCAUCUUCUGCAUCAUCAUCGUCGUCGUAUUCAAAGAUGGGACUUCUUGUAUGGUAUUUGGGUAAGCUCGAGUCUCGUCCUCUGCUCACUAAAAGCGCCACUGCCUCAUUUAUGUUCGCCGCUGCUGAUUUGACCUCCCAGCUGGUGAACCAGGGAGUGGAUUCUUCAUUAGUGGAGAAACUGAAAUAUGAGAUUGAAGAAUUCUACAAGCUCCCUAUGGAAGAGAAAAUGAAACAUAAGAUGAGGCCUGGUGAUGUUGAAAGGAAUACCUUGGAAUCAUACUUUUCUGAGUUGCAAAAACUUUCCAAAACAAUUCUUGGGUUGAUGGCAAAGGCUCUACAGAUUGAUGAGGAAGAGGUAGAAGAGAUGUUUGAAGAUGGGAUGCAAUCAGUGAGGAUGACUUACUAUCCACCAUGUCCAAAACCAGAGCUGGUUGUUGGCUUUACACCGCACUCGGACGCUUCUGGCAUCACCAUCCUUCUCCAAGUCAAUGGAGUGGAAGGCCUCCAAGUUAGAAAAGAUGGAUUUUGGAUCCCUACAAACUUCCUUCCUUGUGCCUUUAUGGUGAAUGUAGGAGACUUUCUAGAGAUCUUUAGCAAUGGUGUCUAUCGCAACAUUGAGCACAGGGUGACAGUAAAUCCAUUGGAAGAGAGGAUCUCUAUUGCUAUGUUUUUCAAUCCCAAAUUCCAAGCAAAGGUUGGACCUACAGCUCGUACUAUAAACCCAGAAAACCCACCAUUGUUCAAAAGGGUGGAGAUGGAGAAGUGUGUCAAAGAUUUCUACUCCCAUAAGCUCAAUGGAAAGUCAUUCUUAGAGCGAAUGCAAAUUGAAAUUGAUGGUGAUCAUGAACUUGCUCAACAAAUAAAAUGGUGUAAUAUAUUGAGGUUUGAAGUUAAAUUUUAUAAAAUUGUGUCUUGUUUAAUGUUGUUAUAAAUAAAAUGGUGUGAUCGAUGUAUAUUAUGGUUUGGAGUAUAUGUGUUGUAUAUAAGUCGUACCACAUUGCUGGUGGGAUAAUGUUGUUAUAAAUAAAAUUGUUUUAUGUACUUGUUGGUUUGGAGUUAAAUCUUGUAAAUGGUAUUAUGGUACCUCUUGUAUGUAAAGUUAUACUAGUCUCUAUUACAUUGAUGAAUUUUAUGG
This is a messenger RNA of Cornus florida, 1389 nucleotides long. Its product is annotated as codeine O-demethylase-like. NCBI's taxonomy places the organism in Eukaryota, Viridiplantae, Streptophyta, Magnoliopsida, Cornales, Cornaceae. The coding region runs from base 52 to 1185 and encodes 377 amino acids. The record is from RefSeq and is a predicted model, not a curated record. The transcript has 4 exons.